Molecule: messenger RNA, 465 nt
Organism: Lactuca saligna
Lineage: Eukaryota; Viridiplantae; Streptophyta; Magnoliopsida; Asterales; Asteraceae
Source: the annotation of a GenBank genome assembly
AUGGCGACGAAACCAACGACGGAAGCUCAGAUUAAUUCUGGCAAAACGAUGCCCGCGCCGGUAGGUGACUUUCAUGCUGAUGAACUGUUGGGCGCAAUUCUCGAUCCUACAGCUAAUGUCGUCGCCCCUCCCAAAGUAUUGGAGACAGUUGAAAUCCCCGAUUCCAUAGCCCCUGUGUCACAGUCAUUACAACUCCCAUUGUUUCCCUUAUGGACCCUAAUUCAUCUUUUGGGCCUAAGAAAACUCCGAUCCUUGGGACAAUUGAAAAUUUGUUCGCCCUUGGGUGCUUUGGGCCAUUACCAACAAAUAAUGGCACUCGUACAUUCUCGUUUACUUCUCAGAAGGCUAAAAAAGAUGAAUUCUUAUUUGAUCGUGAUUCAAAUGUUUGUUUAUGUGUGGACCAAAUUAAAAUGGAAUGAAGGGGUUCAAUGUUUGUUUAUGUGUGGACCAAAUAAAAAAACGUAA